CACCUCCCUGCGAGGAUUGUUGUUGACGCAGACCUAUCCUGCGAGGUAGUCUUGUUUUCGCAGCACCUCCCUGCGAGGAUUGUUGUUGACGCAGACCUAUCCUGCGAAGCACCUUUUUACGCUCGCGGGGCUCAUGGCAGCGAGGGAGCACAGUCUUACAUCGCUGGGCUCGUGGCAGCGACAGCCGUGGUCACGGAAGCUCUCAAGCCCGCAGGCAAGAGAGGGACACUAUGA
Penicillium arizonense is the source of this 234-nucleotide messenger RNA. RefSeq lists its product as uncharacterized. NCBI's taxonomy places the organism in Eukaryota, Fungi, Ascomycota, Eurotiomycetes, Eurotiales, Aspergillaceae. The record is from RefSeq and is a predicted model, not a curated record. The annotation marks the transcript as partial. The transcript has a single exon.